Durio zibethinus is the source of this 2047-nucleotide messenger RNA. Its product is annotated as phospho-2-dehydro-3-deoxyheptonate aldolase 1, chloroplastic-like. Gene Ontology annotation, biological process: aromatic amino acid biosynthetic process. Gene Ontology annotation, molecular function: 3-deoxy-7-phosphoheptulonate synthase activity. Lineage: Eukaryota; Viridiplantae; Streptophyta; Magnoliopsida; Malvales; Malvaceae. The record is from RefSeq and is a predicted model, not a curated record.
UCUCCUCCGUUAAUCCUUUACGCGAAACACGAACCCGAAAAUGAAAAACACAACCAAAGUCAUUGCCACUGCUCACUUAUAAAAGCCUCUUGAAUCUUCCUCCUUCUCUCUCCAGGUAAACCUUUACCUACCUCUUUUCCAAAUCACAAAGAAAGCCACGUUGUUUAACCAAAAAUGGCUCUCACCAACUCCUCCAUUCUUCCCACCAAGUCUCUCCUUCAAUCUCAGCCAUCUACGCCUUUCUCUAGACCCAAGUCAUUGUCUGUCAUUCGAAUCAGCGCCGUCCAUUCACCUGACUCACCAAAGAACCCCAUCGUCUCCGAUAAAUCGGCCAAGCAGCCAGCAAGCGCUCCACUCGCCGCUAUCAAAUCUGCUACUGCACCCGCUACUGCUCCGCCGAAAAAUGCGGAUCCCGGGAAAUGGACCGUCGAUAGCUGGAAGUCAAAGAAGGCGUUGCAGUUGCCGGAAUAUCCCGAUCAAGUAGAGCUUGAGGCGGUGCUUCGGACUCUCGAUGCUUUCCCUCCGAUUGUCUUUGCUGGAGAGGCUCGGAGUCUCGAGGAAAAGCUCGGGGAAGCUGCCUUGGGAAACGCGUUCCUGUUGCAAGGCGGUGAUUGUGCUGAGAGUUUCAAAGAGUUUAACGCUAAUAAUACUCGUGACACUUUCAGAAUCAUUCUUCAGAUGGGUGCCGUUUUGAUGUUCGGUGGUCAAAUGCCCGUUGUCAAGGUGGGAAGAAUGGCAGGGCAGUUUGCGAAGCCGAGGUCGGAGCCGUUCGAGGAAAAGAAUGGAGUAAAGCUGCCGAGUUAUAGAGGCGAUAAUGUCAACGGGGAUGCUUUCGAUGAGAAGGCUAGGAUUCCUGAUCCUCAGAGAAUGAUUAGAGCUUACUGUCAAUCUGCAGCUACCUUGAAUCUUUUGAGAGCUUUUGCUACUGGAGGUUAUGCUGCUAUGCAAAGGGUUACUCAAUGGAAUUUGGAUUUCACCGAACGCAGCGAGCAGGGAGAUAGGUACCGAGAACUGGCUCAUCGUGUUGAUGAGGCCCUUGGAUUCAUGGCUGCGGCUGGACUUACAGUUGACCAUCCUAUCAUGACAACAACUGAGUUCUGGACAUCCCAUGAGUGCUUGCUCUUGCCAUAUGAACAGUCACUUACCAGGCUGGAUUCUACUUCUGGCCAUUACUAUGAUUGUUCCGCUCAUUUUCUUUGGGUUGGGGAACGCACUAGACAGUUGGAUGGUGCUCAUGUUGAAUUUCUGAGAGGAGUGGCUAAUCCUCUUGGAAUUAAGGUUAGUGAUAAGAUGGAUCCAAAUGAGCUAGUUAAGCUGAUUGAAAUUUUGAACCCUCAGAACAAAACAGGAAGGAUAACAGUGAUCACAAGAAUGGGUGCCGAGAACAUGAGGGUGAAGCUUCCCCAUCUAAUUAGGGCAGUCCGUCGGGCUGGGCAAAUUGUCACUUGGGUUAGUGAUCCUAUGCAUGGAAACACCAUAAAGGCUCCUUGCGGUCUCAAAACUCGACCCUUCGAUUCCAUAAGGGCUGAAGUGAGAGCUUUCUUUGAUGUGCACGAGCAAGAGGGAAGUCAUCCUGGAGGAGUUCAUCUAGAGAUGACUGGGCAGAAUGUGACAGAAUGCAUUGGUGGAUCCCAGACUGUUACAUUUGAUGACUUGAGUUCACGCUACCAUACCCACUGUGACCCUCGGCUCAAUGCCUCGCAAUCUCUUGAGCUUUCCUUCAUCAUUGCAGAGCGCCUUAGAAAGAGGAGGAUCAGCUCACAGCAACCUCUGGUCACAGGGCCGUAGAGUGGCUCACAAAGAAUCCAGCCACCAGCCUACCAAUAUGUUUGUUCUUUUUUUUGUCUUUAGUUGAUACUGCUGGCACCUUAUUAAUAUUUUUUUUUACUUUUGGGAUUCUUAAGUUAUGUCCUGUUUUUUAUGUUGUGCAUACUGGGAGACAAGAGAGGGCUUUGAGAGGAAUAAAAAAAAAAUUAAGCUAUGAAUGAAUUCUAAAAUUGCUCUGAAGAAGAUUACAUUCCAAGCUUGUUGUGGUCUUGCAGACAGA